Molecule: messenger RNA, 3085 nt
Organism: Acinonyx jubatus (cheetah)
Lineage: Eukaryota; Metazoa; Chordata; Mammalia; Carnivora; Felidae
Gene: ACKR5
Product: G protein-coupled receptor 182
Exons: 2
Coding region: 197-1342 (381 amino acids)
Biological process (GO): G protein-coupled receptor signaling pathway
Cellular component (GO): membrane
Molecular function (GO): G protein-coupled receptor activity
Source: RefSeq, a predicted model, not a curated record
AAACACUGACCCUCUCCCACAGAGCCUCAGCCAGUGACACUGCUUCCUGGAUGAGAAGGACGGCCCUGAAGCCCACAGCAAAGCCAGCCCCACAGUCCCUCCAGUCUCCUUGCAGCUCCCCAGCAGCCCAGACCCACCACCGGCCCUCCAGGACCAGAGGCGCUCCAGACAGAAACUCAGGCAUUUGCUGGUCCUGAUGUCAGUCAGGGACAACAUGGGGCCUACCCCCUCGGAAGGGUUCACCACAGCACCUGCCAGUGACUUUGGGGAGAUCCACAACUGGAAUGAACUGCUCUACUUCUUCAACCACACUUUGCCCGAGUGCCACAUGGAGCUCAGGGAGGACACCAAGCAAGUGACCCUCUUUGUCCUCUACCUGGCCAUCUUCGUGGUGGGGCUGGUGGAGAACCUCCUGGUGAUCUGCGUCAACUGGCGCUGCCUGGGCCGGGCGGGGCUGCUCAACCUCUACGUUCUCAACAUGGCCAUAGCAGACCUGGGCAUCGUCCUAUCUCUGCCCGUGUGGAUGCUGGAGGUCAUGCUGGACUACACCUGGCUCUGGGGCAGCUUCUCCUGCCGCUUCACUCACUACUUCUACUUUGCCAACAUGUACAGCAGCAUCUUCUUCCUGGUGUGCCUCAGUAUCGACCGCUACGUCACCCUCACCAACACCUCUCCCUCCUGGCAGCGCCACCAGCACCGGAUGCGGCGGGCCGUGUGCGCGGGUGUCUGGGUCCUCUCUGCCGUCAUCCCACUGCCCGAGGUGGUGCACAUCCAGCUGGUGGAGAGCUCGGAGCCCAUGUGCCUCUUCAUGGCGCCCUUUGAAACGUACAACACGUGGGCCCUGGUGGUGGCCCUGUCUACCACCGUCCUGGGCUUCAUGCUGCCCUUCCCUCUCAUGGUGAUCUUCAACGUGCUGACGGCCUGCCGGCUUCGGCAGGCGGGAUGGCCAGAGGGCCGGCGCCACUGCCUGCUGGUGUGUGCCUACGUGGCCGUCUUUGCCGUCUGCUGGCUGCCCUACCACGUGACCCUGCUGCUGCUCACGCUGCAUGGCACCCACGUCUCCCUCCACUGCUACCUGGUCCACCUGCUGUACUUCUUCUACGACAUCAUUGACUGCUUCUCCAUGCUCCACUGCGUCGUCAACCCUAUCCUCUACAACUUUCUCAGCCCGAGAUUCCGGGACCAGCUGCUGAGUGCUGUGGUCCACUACCUUCCCAAGGUCCGGGCCAGGGGGGACAGACGUGCUUCCUCCCUCUCCUCCUCCUCCACUCAGCACUCCAUCGUCAUCAUCAAGGAGGGCGCCCAGCCCGCCACAGCAGGCCCCAGCAACACCCAGGCCUGAACUUCUAAGCGCCAACUACCUCGCCCAUCCCUGCCCCUCAGCCUCUCCUAGGCAGCUGAGGUAGAUCCCACUCUUCUCCAUCAGCAAACUAGGAGGCUAGACGUGUAGGUGAGAGAUUUUUUUGGGGGGGGGGGGAAGGGUCAGAACACUCAUGGUUAAUUUUGAGUAUGUCCUGUAAUAUUGAGGUGAGAGGAGGAGAGGGAGCCAGGGAGGGGUCGAGAACAAGUCCUCAGUGUUGUACUAUUUGUCUCGGUCCUCAGGACUAAAGAAGACACUCAGGAAAAAAAAAAGUGAAAUAAAUAACAGAGACAGCUAUGACUCUGGCUCUUUCAAAACUCUGUACUUCCAGCUGGGAUAGGCUAAAGAGAUGCUCAACAGAGACGCACUCAUUUCAGCAAUCACCCUGGCCGGAAGGAGUGUGCUCCGCAGGGAGCUCACACAACUUUCCUUUUGUGUUUGUGUGUUGCUGUUCUCCCAGAGAACUAUGCAGGCUGUGAGGACAAGAGGUCAGAGGCCAAGGAACCAGGAGGCCUCAGCAGGACGUUUCCUAGCAUCCUCAGUGAGAUGACAAAUGGAGGGGGGUGAAGCAGAGGUCUGGCUCCCCACCCUUCCCACCAUCCAGGAAGUGGCUCCAUUUCCUUGCUGAUACUCUCCCCUUCAUCCAUCCUGCUUCCCUCCCCCCGAAGCAGAGGAGCCAUCCCAGAGUCAGUGCUCCUCACAGCCCACCUGCUCCUGGCUUCAGAUCUAGGACAUCUCCAGACUUCUAGAAAGAGAGGCUAUCAGAAAUCCAUCCCCAUCCUGCGCUUUCUCUCCAGAUCAUAGGAAAAUAUCAAAGGAUGUCCAUUCUGGGAGCAGACCUUGGGACAGCCAGCAGCAGGCACUGACAGAUGCUCUGUCGCUCAGCCCUUGUCCCCUGCAUGGGAUGGGGAGGCAGAAAUUUUCUGAUUCUGCCACAGGGCAGAGUUCUGGUAUUCUUACUUUUUAAAAAAUGUUUAUUUAUUCAUCUUUGAGACCAAAAGAGUACAAGUAGGGGAGGGGCCGAGAGAGGGGGAGACACAGAAGCCAAAGCAGGCUCUAGGCUCUGCGUUGUCAGCACAGAGCCCGAGGUGGGGCUUGAACUCACAAACUGCGAGAUCAUGACCGGAGCUGAAGUUGGACGCUUAACCGACUGAGCCACCCAGGGGCCCCGCUCUGGUAUUCUUCUAAGUCUGUUCUCACUGCUAAACUUCAUUCUCCUUGGCCAGGUCUUUUCAUAAUUUUCCUGUCCUGCAACUUACUUCUAUUCAUGCUUGUCCCAUAGAUAGGAAAUGAAGUCUUCUUAUUAAUAAGUAGGUCUUCUGGGGGCACCUGGUGACUCAGUCGGUUAAGCAUCCAACUCUUGAUCUUGGCUCAGGUCAUGAUCUCAAGGUUUGUGAGAGUGCAGAGCCUGCUUGGGGUUCUCUCUGCUCCCCCCCUACUCAUACUCUCUGUCUCUCAAAAUAAAAGACAAUUUUAAAAAUCCUAAAAAAAAAAAAAAAAAAAAAUUAGGUCUUCUGUAAACAACUCAUUUUAUCAGGGUCCCUGGGUGGCUCAGUCAGUUGAGCGUCCAACCUCAGCUCAGGUCAUGAUCUCACAGUUCGUGGGUUCGAGCCCCGCAUUGGGCUCUAUGCUGACAGCUUGGAGCCUGGAGGCUGCUUAGGAUUCUAUGUCUGCUUCUCUCUCUGCCCCUCCCCCACUCACGCAUUGUCUCUCUCUCUCUCUCUC